Molecule: messenger RNA, 2566 nt
Organism: Hyla sarda
Lineage: Eukaryota; Metazoa; Chordata; Amphibia; Anura; Hylidae
Gene: STAC3
Product: SH3 and cysteine rich domain 3
Exons: 12
Coding region: 234-1298 (354 amino acids)
Biological process (GO): skeletal muscle contraction; positive regulation of protein localization to plasma membrane; positive regulation of voltage-gated calcium channel activity
Cellular component (GO): extrinsic component of cytoplasmic side of plasma membrane
Molecular function (GO): protein binding
Source: RefSeq, a predicted model, not a curated record
AGAAGAUUGAUGGAUCCUCCAGGGCAGGCUGAGCGGGGGAUCUGAAUCCCUAAAAUCGCAGUGCAAUGGCGGCAGAAGUAGGAGACAAGAAUGGGAGGAGAGGCAGCCCCACACUGCUGCACUGUUGGUUCCUUUCAUCUCCAUCAACUUUUGAUGAUAAAGUAUGUAGCUGGGUUGAGUGAACACAAUUGCUAUGCAGAUUACAGCCAAGAAAGAAAAACAAAGUUGUAGCCAUGCAGAAGGUUCGGAGGUUAAAGGAAAUGUUCAAAAGGAAGAAGAAGGAAGAAAGUGAACCCGAGACCCCAAGUCCAGACAAUCAGCCAAAUGGUGAUAUCCAAAACUCUGGUCCAAUUAUUUAUUAUAUUUAUGAAUCUGAAGAAGAGGAAGAAGAAGAGAAGAAAGAAGAACCCCCUCCAGAGCCCCCUCGGCCUGUCAAUGACAAGCCUCAUAAAUUCAAGGAUCACUAUCUGAAGAAGCCUAAGUUCUGCGAUGUGUGUGCCAGAAUGAUAGUUCUAAACAACAAAUUUGGACUGAGAUGCAAAAACUGCAAGACAAACAUUCAUCACCAUUGUCAAUCCUAUGUGGAGUUCCAGAAAUGUUUUGGGAAAAUUCCUCCUGGUUUCCGCCGUGCAUACAGUUCUCCUCUGUACAGUAACCAACAAUAUGCAACUGUAAAGGAACUGCUGCCUUUCUCUGCUGCCAAUCGCACAGAUCCUGUGUUUGAUACUUUGAGAACUGGGGUCAUUAUGGCAAAUAAAGAACGAAAAAAGGGUCAAGAUGACAAGAAAAAUCCUGCUGCAAUGAUUGAUGAGGAACCAGAGCCCCCAAAACAAGAGGAAGGAAAGCAGGAAGGGGAUUCUCCUGAUGGCGACAAGAAAGGAGAUAAAAAUGCACAGGAUGCAAAGAAUAAGAAGGCACAACCUGGUGUACGGGGGGGAUUCAUGCAGUCUCACUAUUUUGUUGCACUUUACCGUUUCAAAGCACUGGAGAAGGACGACCUAGAUUUCCAAGCUGGAGACAGGAUUGCAGUCAUUGAUGACUCCAAUGAAGAGUGGUGGAGGGGUAAAGUAGGUGAGAAAACUGGCUACUUUCCAGCUAACUUCAUCAUUCGUGUGCGAGCUGGUGAAAGAGUAUACAAAGUAACCCGAUCUUUUGUGGGAAAUAGAGAAAUUGGACAGAUCACCCUAAAAAAAGACCAGAUUGUGGUACAGAAAGGUGAAGAAGUAAAUGGUUAUAUCAAAGUCUUGACUGGACGCAAGGUGGGACUCUUCCCAGUAGACUUCCUGCAAGAAAUAUGAAGAAAAGAGAACAACUUGCUGACAACUUGACAAAAGUGGAACAUGACAUAAUGAUUGACAUAAUGAUCACAUCCAUCUCUGAGCUAUGUGAGAGAAUAUUACUGGGAAAUAGAGCUCAUUGCCUUUACUAUCUGGAUGUGAGAGUUCUUGACAACUUGUUCUUUUAGCUCUGCCUGAACUAGGGCUGGUAUCACCUAGAUAUCAACUAAUCCAAACUUAUACAGUUCACUGGAUUUUGGGGUGUAAAGGCGUACAUGUGUUAUCGGUCAAACACUAUAAAAACUAUGCAAAUUGAUCGGUAAACUUGUUACUGGUCCAACAUGCCCAAUAUUAAAAAGAUUCUUGUCAGAAAAAUGACAGAAAAAAGUGUUAUUAUAGGGACUCUAGUGUCCUUGGCCUCUUUAAAAAUAUACAUACAAGAAUCAGUGUUAUCUGAAAUGUUAUUGUCCUGUCAAAUCCCAGAAUUACCGUAUAAGUAACAUAUAAAAAGGAUAUUUUACAAACAAUAAAACGUACAGAACACAACUCCUCUUUGUGGUACUAUACACACAAAAACAUAUGGAAUAAUGGAAUAUUUAAUGAAUAGUUUGCAUUAUGUUAAAGCCUUAGGAUUUCUUCUGUUAUUAAUUGAAAUAUUUCUACCUUUGUUAAAUGUUUCUGCUUGCCUUAUAUUUGUAGAUUGAAUUCAUUAUAAAACUAACGGGACACCAAAGAUAUUACUUGACAGAGUUUUGUAUAGUCUUUUUGUCAUAUUGGAAAAAGCCAUUGUCCUAGUACCCUCCUGCAGGGGUGGACUGACCAUUACAGCAGUGCCCAAUGGUCCAUGGCUUGAGGGGGGCCAAGAGCUCUUCGGUCAGUUCUAGUUAUAAAGUUUAACAACCUAAAAAAAUAAAAAAUAAAAACAUUUUAUCAACCUAAGUCAAGUCCAGCAUAGCUAUAGUGGUUGAUGUGGAAACAAAAAUCUUUAAUGCCCAGAGCCCCUGAUGAACUUCUACCUUCAUUGAGUAGAAUUUCUAAUUAAUGUGUUUACCACCAGUUUGAUCUGCAGAUCGGUAUAAAUGUCCAUAAAAAACAGAGUGGACAAAGCUUUUGUCUGUUGGGUACUUGUGCUAUACCUUACAUAAUUUGGCUCUAAAUCAGUAAUGAUACAUUUUACAGGAAAAUCAAAUUUUUAGAAAUGUUAAGAAAUAUAAUAUGAAUAAUAAUAACUACAAUAAGCCCCAACAUGUUCAAAAUGUGAAGUAAAAAAAAUAAAUAAAUAAAAAAAA